Tilletiaria anomala UBC 951 is the source of this 1630-nucleotide messenger RNA. RefSeq lists its product as uncharacterized. Gene Ontology annotation, molecular function: zinc ion binding; SUMO ligase activity. The record is from RefSeq and is a predicted model, not a curated record. Gene Ontology annotation, biological process: double-strand break repair via homologous recombination; protein sumoylation. The transcript has 5 exons. Lineage: Eukaryota; Fungi; Basidiomycota; Exobasidiomycetes; Georgefischeriales; Tilletiariaceae. Gene Ontology annotation, cellular component: nucleus; Smc5-Smc6 complex. Bases 142 to 1497 code for a protein of 451 amino acids.
UGGGAGAGGGGGAGACCCGGUACAGCGGCCACCAGGACAAGCGGCGCAUAGCAUGCAUGCAUACAUGCACGCCCAGCAGGCGCGCACGCUUCGCAAGCAUCGAGCAGAGCAGCAGCAGCACAUAUAGCCGCCCCCACAGCCAUGCCGCCCCUGCGCUCAGCCCGCAGGCGCGUCGCCUCCGAGGAUCAAGACGGCGCCGACGGGAGCAGCGCGACGCAGCGCGCAGGGCGACCGCCGCGCAGCUCGCGCUCCCAGAUGCAACAGACACAAGGUCAGCGAAGCAGCGGCGGCGGCGACCGCAGGCGCACCACGCAGGUAAUCGAUGAAGAUGACGAGGAGGAAGAGCAAGAGGAUGAUCUAGGGGAGGAGGACGAGGGUCCAUCGCGGAAGGGCAUGCGUGCAACGUACGGCCGCAACUCGCAGCGCCUAUCGGAAAGGGGCAACAAGGGGCGCCGCUCGCGCCGGGAGGCCGGCGACGACGACGAUGAGGAGGACGAGGAGGAAGUUGGCGCCGGGGGCGCCGACCUCGGGUUUGACGACGCCGAGCCCGGCGGACAGGCGCGCACGCAGGCGUUCAAGGCGCUGACGCAGGCGAUUCAUGUCUCCGAAGACGAGGAAGACGAGGAGGACCCGGAGCAUGAGCGUGCAAAGUGGCAGAUGUGGGAGGACACGGUCAAGAUCGACCAGCCGGUCGAUGCGCACAUGGCCGACAAGCUCAUCUCCCGAUCCAUCAAGGAGAUCGAGGCCUUCCUUAAGAGCGCUGAGGAGACCAAUCAGGUCCUCGCCGACGCCAUCAUCGCGCUCGAAGAGUACCACGGCGGCGAGGAGGAGCAUCCGCGUUUCAGGCAGCUUGACAAGGACGUCCGCGAUCUGAUAGACGCCUGCUUUACGGCCAACGGCCGCAUACGCAUCCUCGGAAACAUCAGGGAUGACGUCGUGAACGACGAUGCCGAAGGGAUGGACCUCGUCGCCAAGUACGACGGCGCAUCCAAGAAUCUCAACGAGGCGUACCUCGCCAAGACGGCGCGCCAAAAGUACCUCAAAAGUAAACUGUACGAGAACUUCAGGACCCUCGCGUGGGACGCCGCCGCGAGGAACCAGGGGCAGCCCAUGCCGUCCAUGAGCGAGAUCAUACCUGCUGAGAACGGCAACCGCAAUGAUCUGGGUGACGAUGAUGACGAGCUGCAGAUCGGAGGCAUGACGACUAACUUCAAGGAUCCGCUCACGCAAGCCUUGCUUGAGAAUCCAGUCAUCAAUACGGCCUGCUCCCACGUCUACUCGCGCAAGACGAUCAAGGAGUACGUCCUGAGUGAGCAGCGCACCAAAGGCAGCGCCAUCUGCCCCGUGUCGGGCUGCAGCCAGCGCAUCGAACCGAGGAACCUCAAGGAUGAUGAGUUCAUGGCCAAGCGCGUUGCCUUCCACAUCCGCCGCCUCAACCGCCAGGAGGAAGGCGGCGCGAGGCGCAAGGCACUGUCCCAGGCCGAGGUGAUCGAUUGACCCUGACACGAUCGUCGACAUAGCUGCCGCAGGCGGAGACCCGAUCCACUGGCGGCAAUGUACAUUAGCAGAACCUUCUCAAGGAAAAUGCCCUGAUGCGGUUCACCAACUCCGUACGCGCAUGUCUCAUGGA